AGAUAUGGGAAGGCAGCUCGACGCGGAAAACCCAGGAGUUUGGCUAACAAGGCAAUCUGAUUUAUGAUUCUAAAAAAGAUUACCCCAUCAACCCCUCUCUCCCUCUCUGCCUCCAUGUUCCUCAACCAAUCUCAUUUAUUUCCCUCCAUCAGUUUUGUUGCAUCUCUCUCGUCUGAUCUCUAGGGUUUCUCUUCUUUACUCUUAAAAGUUUCAACAACCCACCCCAGCCUUCCUUAAUGCUGCAUUUGACGGUUUCAGUAUGAGAGAGAGACUGUGGGGGCAUCGCCAUGCACCAGUCUGUCCUUAUUAAUGCCUUCUCUCAGUCUUUUCACCUAUAAAACUCUCCUCCAUUAACACUCUCCAGCUGUACUCUUUUUCUCACUCUCCCUUCCCCCUUCCAUGUUAUGUUCUCUCCCUCUGCCCUCCAUUCCUCCUGCACCUGCACUCAAUCAAUAAUUAGUUUUGCACCGCCAUGACUUUCGCCCCGGAAGCCUUCGUCCUUCGCUGUAAAGGUACCGUUUUGUUCCCCUUCUCCUCCUGACCCUACCUACUUUACUUUUCUCUCCGGCGAAGUAACAGACCUAAACUUUCCCGCAACAAGGCAGAGAAUUUUCCCGGAAAGUUGCGGUGGUUUGCUUGUCACCUUGGUUUACGUCCUCUGCCAAUAGGAAUGGAUACUUGUACGGCCCUCCUGUUUUUGACGGCUAUCACGUUUUACCUUCUCUGGUUCACCUUCAUCUCGCGGUCACUGCGUGGUCCACGUGUGUGGCCCUUAUUGGGUAGCUUGCCGGGGUUGAUUGAGAACAUCGACCGCAUGCAUGAGUGGAUCUGCGAUAACCUCCGCGCGUGUAACGGCACGUACCAGACCUGCAUCUGUGCGAUUCCUUUCCUCGCCAGGAGGCAGGGUCUCGUGACGGUCACGUGUGAUCCGAGGAAUCUAGAGCACAUAUUGAAGGUCCGCUUCGACAAUUACCCCAAGGGCCCGACAUGGCACGCCGUCUUCCACGAUCUGCUCGGCGAUGGCAUCUUUAACUCCGACGGUGACACGUGGUUGUUCCAGCGCAAGACCGCCGCCCUGGAAUUCACCACCAGGACGCUCCGCCAGGCCAUGGCUCGCUGGGUCACUCGAGCCAUCAAGGAUCGGGUCUGCGUGAUCCUCGAGUCGGCUCAGAAAGAGUCCAAGUCCGUUGAUAUACAGGACUUGAUGCUCCGGCUUACUUUCGAUAAUAUCUGCGGCUUGGCUUUCGGAAAAGAUCCUCAGACCUGUGCGCCGGGUUUACCUGAGAAUGGCUUCGCUUCGGCUUUUGACCGAGCCACUGAGGCGUCCCUUCAACGGUUUAUAUUACCAGAGAUAUUGUGGAAAAUCAAAAAAUGGCUCCGGCUUGGAAUGGAGGUAAGGUUGAGCCGAAGCAUCGCUCACGUUGAGGAGUUUUUGUCCAAUGUGAUCGACAAGCGUAAGCUCGAACUGCUCAGCCAGCAAAAAGAUGGGAAUCCGCACGAUGACUUGCUAUCGAGGUUCAUGAAGAGAAAGGAAUCCUACUCGGACAACUUCCUCCGCCAUGUGGCGCUGAACUUCAUCCUUGCUGGACGUGACACUUCAUCAGUUGCCAUGUGCUGGUUCUUCUGGCUGGUUAUGCAAAACCCGAGGGUUGAAGAAAAACUACUGCGUGAAAUAUGUACGGUCCUAAUGGAGACACGUGGCGACGAUGUGGAAAAUUGGUUCGAUGAGCCGUUGGGGUUUGAAGAAGUUGACCGUUUGGUGUACCUGAAAGCAGCCUUGUCUGAGACACUUCGUCUCUACCCUUCGGUGCCGGAGGACUCAAAGCACGUGGUGGCCGACGACGUGCUUCCCGACGGCACGUUUGUUCCGGCGGGAUCGUCUGUGACGUAUUCCAUAUACUCGGCUGGAAGAAUGAGGACCACCUGGGGGGAGGAUUGCCUGGAGUUUCGCCCUGAGAGGUGGCUGUCAAUGGACGGGACAAAGUUCACGAUGCAUGAUUCUUUCAGGUUUGUUGCCUUCAAUGCUGGUCCGAGGAUUUGUUUAGGGAAGGACUUGGCAUACCUACAGAUGAAGUCCGUCGCAGCGGCGGUGCUCCUCCGCCACCGGCUCACAUUGGUGCCGGGCCAUCGGGUGGAACAAAAAAUGUCGCUCACAUUGUUCAUGAAAAAUGGGCUCAAGGUCAACGUGCACCGUAGGGAUUUAAGAGGAGUCCUGGAGAGUAUACAAAGGAAAAUAAGGCAGAGGGUCAUGGAAAGAGUCUCAUGCUAUGAGAUGUGAUGACUUUGUGGCAUCUGGUUCAAUUCUAGUAUAUAGGAGCAAACAGAAUAGAUUUCUAUAUUUUUAAAAAGGGUAUAUUCAUGAUACCUUAUGAAUUCUUAAUUUAUAUAUUAUAAUUGCGGGAGGAUGUCUUUUUGUGGGAUGGUCCUGCUGGGAUUUAUGAAUGUUCUUCGAUCUAUAUAUAGUUUCUUUGUAGAAACCUUGAAAAUAUUCACAUCAUUGUUUCUUUCUAGUUUAUUUGAAUACUGUUCCAAGACGAA
Messenger RNA from Prosopis cineraria, 2538 nucleotides. RefSeq names its product cytochrome P450 86A8-like. The transcript has a single exon. Gene Ontology annotation, molecular function: iron ion binding; monooxygenase activity; oxidoreductase activity, acting on paired donors, with incorporation or reduction of molecular oxygen. NCBI's taxonomy places the organism in Eukaryota, Viridiplantae, Streptophyta, Magnoliopsida, Fabales, Fabaceae. The record is from RefSeq and is a predicted model, not a curated record. Bases 671 to 2278 code for a protein of 535 amino acids.